Molecule: messenger RNA, 744 nt
Organism: Symbiodinium natans
Lineage: Eukaryota; Dinophyceae; Suessiales; Symbiodiniaceae
Source: the annotation of a GenBank genome assembly
AUGCCCAAUGGCUGUGACCAGUCGGCUCUAGCUCAGAGAGGAUUUGGAAUUUGGAAUGCCCUGGCUGGAUUUACUGCCCCUGAGGUGUUCCAGCAGAUCCUCGAUGUGGAGAACGAGACGACCUCACUGCAGCGACAAGUAGUGCAGCUUCAGGACGAGCGCAGCUCCCUCGAAGCUUCAGCGCAGCAGCAUGAGCAGCAGGCGCUGGCCUUGAAGGAGAAGCGCGAAGAAAUCCAGCGGCAGAAGGAGCAGUGUGAGCGCUCCCUCGAGAACUUGAGCAAUCUCGAGGCGGAGCACCGUGAAAAGCAACAGGGCCGCGAUGCCUCCGCCCAGCGCCUAGCAGCGGCCCAGGCGGCGGGCGGAGCAGCUGCAGAUGAGCGGGCGUCGCCUGCCACCAACAGCAACUCUGUGAUCCACAUAUCGCCAGGAUCGCCAGGCUCCUCGCCGAAGCGUGUGUUGCCGAGGCAGCCGGCGGUGCCGCCGAUGCCAGAGGCCUCGCCGUCGCCGCGCCCGGAGGUGCCGCCGUCGCCUCCAUGGGCGCCACCCGCAGCCUCAGAGGAGGAAGAGGAGGACAUCGGCUCGGAAACGGCCUUUCCUGACCCUCCGGAGGCGCCACCACCCGAGUCCCCGCUCCAGGGCUCGCGGCCCGUCUCGGCGAAGUCGGCGAAGUCAGCGGGCGAAGCGUCCUACGACGAAGACUUCCAUGACGACGACUUCGAGGAGUCGGAGCCCGAGGAAGCCUGA